CAAGGUUUCUGGACGCUGAUUGGCUCAGGUGAAGUGGUGUGUGUAUGUACAUUUCUCAACAUGUAGAAGUAGAGAUUUAAGAUAGAGGUUGGUCAUGAUGUUUCACAACUCAACCAUGUUUGAAAUGUUGCAGAAAAAUUAUGAAGUAACAAAAAAUUGAAGAAGUGGCAUAAAGUCUUGAACAGUAGAGAAGAAAACAUAUACAGGAAUAAUUGUGAAUCGAAUCACCACAACGAUAAACCAGGCACGUUUCUUACACUUUAAAUAUGAUUUACAUUGACAAAAUGUGAUAUUAGCAGGAUAAACCAGGCACUUCAGCUCCAUCACUGCAAUGGAGGAUUAUUAUAACAUUUUGGAAUAUCCGAUGAGAGUGAUUUCUCUGGUCUUCUUCUCCCUGACCUUGAUCCUCGGUGUUCCUGGAAAUGCCUUUGUCGUGUAUGUUGCUGGAUUGAAGAUGAAGAGGACUGUUAAUACAGUAGGAUUUCUCAGUCUGGCGAUUUCUGACCUCUUGUGCUGCCUUCUCACUAUUUACUAUCUGAUCGGGAGCAAAUUUGAUGAUUAUUGGCCGUACGGAUCCACAUCGUGCAAGAUUUUCCACUUCGUUCUGCACAUCACCAUGUUUGCCAGCGUUUUCACCUUGAACUUGAUUAGUCUGGAUCGGUUUGCUCUGGUGAUCACACCGGUUUGGGCUCACAAUCAUCGCAGCUUGUUCAUCGCACGACUGUCCUGUGCAGCGGCCUGGAUUCUGGCUUUAAUUAUCAGUCUGCCUUUUAUGAUGUCAAGAGAGAUUUACACAGAAAAUAAUGAAACAUACUGUGUGCAUUAUCAAGCUGAUUUUGUCCAUUUGAAAAUGUAUAGAAGGUUAAGCAUCAUCAGAUUUGUGUUUGGCUUUUUGGUUCCUCUCAUGUGCAUCACAACAAGCUACGGAUUCAUCGCACGCAAGUUAGGCAGGAGACAUUUUAACUCUGGACGAGCAUUUCGCAUCAUGCUGGCUGUUAUUUUGGCAUUUUUUCUUUGCUGGCUGCCGUAUCAUAUAGUGGAUUUGAUAAUAAUAUACAGAGAGAAAUCAAGUUCCUUGGUUGCUUUUGCAGUGGAUCCGUUGGCCGUAGCUUUGGCGUAUUUCAACAGCUGUCUGAACCCCAUUCUGUAUGUUUUCAUGGGGCAGGAUUUUAAGAGCAAUGUUAAACUUUCUCUAAGACGUGUUUUUGAAAGAGUUUUCUCUGAGGAGGGAACACAAAUGACACAAACCACCCAGUCCCAGUCACAGCAAACCCACUCACUGUAGUGAAGAUAUUAACUGUUAAACUAUUUCAUUAUUUAUUUCUCUCUCUCUCUCUCUCUCUCUCUCUCUCUCUCUCUCUAUAUAUAUAUA
Messenger RNA from Carassius gibelio (silver crucian carp), 1372 nucleotides. RefSeq names its product C3a anaphylatoxin chemotactic receptor-like. The transcript is spliced from 2 exons. The coding region runs from base 332 to 1285 and encodes 317 amino acids. Gene Ontology annotation, molecular function: G protein-coupled receptor activity; complement component C5a receptor activity. NCBI's taxonomy places the organism in Eukaryota, Metazoa, Chordata, Actinopteri, Cypriniformes, Cyprinidae. Gene Ontology annotation, biological process: complement receptor mediated signaling pathway; positive regulation of cytosolic calcium ion concentration; inflammatory response. The record is from RefSeq and is a predicted model, not a curated record. Gene Ontology annotation, cellular component: plasma membrane.